Pundamilia nyererei is the source of this 1804-nucleotide messenger RNA. RefSeq names its product protein phosphatase 2, regulatory subunit B'', gamma (gene ppp2r3c). The transcript is spliced from 13 exons. Gene Ontology annotation, biological process: positive regulation of B cell differentiation; T cell homeostasis; regulation of dephosphorylation. NCBI's taxonomy places the organism in Eukaryota, Metazoa, Chordata, Actinopteri, Cichliformes, Cichlidae. The coding region runs from base 118 to 1506 and encodes 462 amino acids. Gene Ontology annotation, cellular component: spindle; centrosome. The record is from RefSeq and is a predicted model, not a curated record.
UUCCCUUUACAGCUAUUAGCUUGAUGUUGUUUGUGUAACACGGCUAUUUUUUACUACAAGUGGAGAUUCGUUAUUAAAAUGAAGAAAUCUCACUGUUAGCUUGUCUCCGGAGCAGAGAUGGCUACCGAACAGCAGCCUAACUGGGCGGAUAUUCUUAAGAGGAGGUUAGCAAACUCCAAAAGAGACGAGAAGAGCGAAGAGGAAAAUAAAUCAGAAGAAACGGAGCUUUUCUCCAAAUAUUACACCGAGUGGAAAGGAGGAAGCAACAGCGGCAGCUCCUACAAGACCAUCCCACGGUUCUACUACAGGCUGCCAGCAGAAGAUGAAGUAUUGCUUCAGAAAUUAAGAGAGGAAUCCAGAGCUGUCUUUCUCCAGAGGAAGAGCAGAGAGCUGCUUGAUAAUGAGGAACUGCAGAAUUUGUGGUUUCUGCUCGAUAAGCACCAGGUGCCUCCACUGACUGGAGAAGAGGCCAUGAUCAACUAUGAAGCGUACCUGGAGGUGGGGGAAAAGGCUGGGAGCAAGUGCAAAAAAUUCUUCACAGCCAGAGUUUACGCCAAGCUGCUGCACAGUGACCCUUACGGGCGGAUCUCCAUCAUGCAGUUCUUCAACUAUGUCAUGAGGAAAGUGUGGCUGCAUCAGACCCGGAUAGGCCUGAGUCUGUAUGAUGUGGCUGGACAGGGGUACCUCAGAGAGUCUGAUCUAGAAAAUUACAUCCUGGAGCUGAUCCCCACUCUGCCUCAGCUGGACGGCUUGGAGAAGUCCUUCUACUCUUUCUACGUCUGCACCGCUGUCCGCAAGUUCUUCUUCUUCCUCGACCCACUCCGAACAGGAAAGAUUAAAAUCCAAGACAUCCUGGCCUGCAGUUUUCUGGAUGACUUAUUGGAGCUGAGAGACGAGGAGUUGUCUAAGGAGAGUCAGGACUCCAACUGGUUCUCGGCCCCGUCGGCUCUCCGAGUCUAUGGCCAGUACCUGAACCUGGAUAAGGACCACAACGGCAUGUUGAGCAAAGAGGAGCUUUCACGUUACGGCACGGCCACACUCACCUCUGUGUUUUUGGAUAGAGUCUUUCAGGAGUGCCUUACCUACGAGGGUGAAAUGGACUAUAAGACCUAUUUAGACUUUGUUUUGGCUCUGGAGAACAGGAAGGAGCCAGCAGCUUUACAGUACAUCUUUAAACUUUUGGACAUGGAGAAUCAAGGACACCUCAACGUCUUCUCCCUCAACUACUUCUUUAGGGCCAUUCAGGAACAGAUCAAGCUGCACGGACAGGAGCCGGUCUCCUUCCAGGAUGUAAAGGAUGAGAUCUUUGACAUGGUGAAGCCUAAAGACCCCUUCAAGAUCACACUGCAGGACCUGGUGAACAGCUGUCAGGGCGACACAGUGGUCAGCAUCCUGAUUGACCUCAACGGUUUCUGGACCUAUGAGAACAGAGAAGUGCUGGUCGCCAACGACAGUGACAGCGGCGGGGUUGGCGGGAGCAGCAUGGCUGACUUUGACGAUACAUGAAGAUGUUUCGGGGUUGAAACGUAAAGAGAAUUUCAUGUUUUACUCCCAAAAAAUGGCAGGACAUUGACCCUUCUCACCCGCACACAUGUGAAGGCCUCGAAGGCUGGAAGACUCUGAAGGAAAAAGGAGGAAUGUGCAAAUGCUGAUCUUUGUGUAAAUACUGAUCUUUUCUCCUACCUGUGAAAUCUAGGUGGGUUUACUACGAAGGUAAUUCAAUAUAGCUUUCUUCAUCUGGUCCUGUGAGGAAGCUGCUGCUUCUUCUUCCUUACAAAAUUUAAAAUGUUCAAAUGGGAAUAAA